Molecule: messenger RNA, 1197 nt
Organism: Chrysochloris asiatica (Cape golden mole)
Lineage: Eukaryota; Metazoa; Chordata; Mammalia; Afrosoricida; Chrysochloridae
Gene: LIPN
Product: lipase, family member N
Exons: 9
Coding region: 1-1197 (398 amino acids)
Molecular function (GO): hydrolase activity, acting on ester bonds
Source: RefSeq, a predicted model, not a curated record
AUGAUGUGGCUGCUUUUAGCAACAACCUGUUUGAUUUGUGGAACUUUAAAUGGUGAUGGAGUCUUUCAAUUGCAAAAUGAAGUGAAUCCUGAAGUGUGGAUGAAUAUUAGUGAGAUCAUCACCUAUAAUGGCUAUCCCAGUGAGGAGUAUGAUGUCAUCACUGAAGAUGGUUACAUACUCAGUGUCAACAGAAUUCCCCAUGGGCGAAAAGAUGCUGGGAGCACAGGUCCAAGACCAGUUGUGUACUUGCAGCAUGCCUUGUUUGCAGACAAUGCAGUUUGGCUUGAGAAUUUUGCCAAUGGCAGCCUUGGGUUCCUUUUAGCAGAUGCAGGUUAUGACGUAUGGAUGGGAAACAGUCGAGGGAACACUUGGUCAAGAAGACACAAAACACUCUCAGUGUCAGAAGAGGAAUUCUGGGCCUUUAGUUUUGCUGAAAUGGCAAAAUAUGAUCUAUCAGGAAUAAUAGACUUCAUUGUAAAUAAAACUGGUGAGGAGAAGUUGUAUUUCGUUGGACAUUCACUUGGCACUACAAUAGGAUUUGUAGCCUUUUCCACCAUGCCAGAACUGGAACAAAGAAUCAAAAUGAAUUUUGCCUUGGGUCCUAUGGCCUCAUUCAAAUACCCCACAGGUGUUUUUACCAGUUUUUUUCUACUUCCAGAUUCCUUAUUCAAGGCUAUGUUUGGCACUAAAGGUUUACUUUUAGAAGAUGAGAAAGGAAAGCUGACUUCUGUAAAAAUAUGCAACAAUAAAGUACUCUGGGUGAUAUGUAGUUUAUUCUUGUCCUCAUGGGCUGGAUCCAACAUGAAAAAUAUGAAUGUGAGUAGAAUGGACGUGUAUGUAUCACAUGCUCCCACUGGAUCAUCAGUGCAGAAUCUUCUACACAUAAAACAGAUGUAUGGAGCUGAUGAAUUCAGAGCUUAUGACUGGGGAAGUGAAGCUGAGAAUAUGCAUCACUACAAUCAGAGUCAACCCCCACUGUAUGACUUAACUGCAAUGAAAGUACCUACUGCUAUUUGGGCUGGUGGACAUGAUGUACUUGUAACACCAAAGGAUGUGGCCAGGAUGCUCCCUCAAAUCAGAAAUCUCAGUUACUUCAACCUAUUGCCAGAUUGGAACCACUUUGAUUUCAUUUGGGGUCUUGACGCUGGUCAGCGGGUAUACAGCAAAAUCAUAGCAUUAAUGAAAGAAUAUUCCUAA